Molecule: messenger RNA, 4226 nt
Organism: Struthio camelus australis
Lineage: Eukaryota; Metazoa; Chordata; Aves; Struthioniformes; Struthionidae
Source: RefSeq, a predicted model, not a curated record
GCUUAGAGAAAAUGAAAGCUCUUGAGGAGUUCGCCUAUCGAGAACUUUUAUCAGGGUACAGAUUUGUCAAAAUUCACAAGUUUUACAGAGCUGUUUUUUUUGGCAAAAGUGUGAAGAAAGGCAGGCAGGUUGGAACUUCACCAUGUUUUCUGGCGACUUGAUGCCUGACUUACUGGUAGCCUACAAGGUAACUUUCUUUCUUUGCUCAAACCCUUCCAGGACGUCCUGGCUCCUUAUCCACAACUCACUAAGUAGAGUUUUGUUGCGAUAUUGCUUUAAGAAACACUUCUUUCCCUUUGUGUAUCAGGAAACGUUUUUUUCUCUCACAGAAAACUUCAGAAAUUUUAUUAGCUCCAAAACUACACUUUUAUAACCCAAAGCCCCAUGCAAAAUGAUGUUAUUCUAUACAGAGCUCUACAGAAAGGAUGAAAUAUAAAGACAUGUUAUAAGCCUUGUACUUUGGUAAUAAUGGUAAAAUAAAAAUUAUAGUAAUUCUGUGAGAUAGUUCUUGUAUCCUCCAAAAAGAAUGGGAUACAAUUCCACAGCGAGAGAAGACGCUGGCUCAGCAUAAAUAGGACCAAAAAAAAAAAAAAGAAUAGCACAGCGUCUUUGUGGUUAGACUGUAUCACAGAUGGAACAAGCUGUUUUUCUAAUGCAGUUGAAGUCACAAACUCAUUCGCAGGAUGAAGGAGACAAGGGGAGUGGCUAGAACUGGUGAUUGCACAGAGCAAAAAAUAUGGAAGGUAUACAGUAAGAUUUGUAAGACGGCAAUGACACCAAUGUCUAGAAUGUCUUGGAUGUAAGUAAAUGCAUUUUUUAGAAAUGAGCAAAUAAUAAGAAGAUGUACAGAAGAGUUAAGGUGGUCAGAGGAGAAAAUGAUUUUUGUGGCAAUUUGGACCACAGCGAGGAGUAUAAGAUGAAAGAGUAGAUAAGUCAUACAUUUGCUUUGAUAAACUGUAUGUAGAAAGGUUAAGAAUUAGUUAUUGUAAGAAAAGACACACGAGCCUUUAUAAAUGCUAAGUUUUGGUAAAUAAGAAAACUUUUUUAUUAUAUGGCUGAUAGUGCACAAAGGCUAUAAAGACAAAUUGGGAAUAUGUAGGCGCUAUAAGUGAAAAUCUUGGCGGUGCUUUGAUUGUCAACAGCUGUUAAGAUCUACUUAAGAUCCCUAAGAAACAGAGUUAACAGAACAGUUAAUAGUUUUAAAGUGAGAAGGAUGGUGAAUGAUGAUAGUGCUUUUUUAUGCCUCUUAUAGAUAAAUGAUGUAAUACAUAUGGAUAAAAGGCAAGCACACAGGGAAAAAGAUAUUGGGAGUGAAGGGAGAUGUGUGAUAGAUAUGAGAUGUUAAGUCUGAGAGUAAGUAGAAACUAGGCUGGAUCAGACAUACUACAAUCUUGGUUGAAAGCUUAAAGGAGGGAUGUCCAUAUGAAUUGUAAGGGAAGGGCAUUGGGUGGAUGGGUGUUUACAGAGAUUGUCCAGGACAUGGUUGCUGUGGAGAGCAAAGGAAAAGUAAGAAAGUAGGGUUGCAGAUUGGAGUAGCCUUGAACCCAACUGUACUGCAAAUUGCUGCUUUCUGAAAUUCUGCCUGAGCUGACUUUUUAUAGAUUUUGUAGCAGUUUUAAGAAAGAAAGCCAGACCAAAAUUCUUGAGUCUAUUAUACGCUAAACAGCUUUUAGCAUCUUGAUAUUUAUUAAGCAUUAAACAACUCUUUGAUGAAAAGAAAUGACGUAUUGCUUUAGGCAUUGUAUAUAUUUUUUCUCUAUGGUUGUGUUCUGUCAAAUUCUGUAUAAUGCUGGUUUUGUAUUGUCUGUCCCAAAUUUGUAUUCGUGCUAGUAGGUCACACAUGAUUUUCUUUAUUUUUAGGAAGCAAUUUGAAAAACAGUGCAGUGGUAAGCUGAGACAGUUCAAGCUCUCUUUCAGAACCCCGAAGAAUGUGAAAUAAAUCCAAGAUAUUUCUUUUGUGUGGUUAAAUGGUACCAUAUCCAAGAUUUGUCUUUAGUGAAUCUGAAUCAACUGCAUUAGAACAAUUUGAAGGUGGCCCCUGUGCAGUGAUUGCACCUGUACAGGCAUUCCUUUUGAAGAGGCUUUUUACCAGUGAGAAGUCGACUUGGAGAGACUGUCCAGAAGAAGAGGAAAAGAACCUUCUCUGUCAUACAUUAUGUGAUAUUUUGGAAAUGGCUUGCUCUGAUAAUUCUGAGUCGUACUCUCUGGCGACAUGGAUAAGAGGAAAAACAACUGAAGAAACUGCUAGCAUUUCUGAAAGUCCUGCAGAAUCUAGUCGUCAAGAGGAACAACCCUCCUUUGUAAGAAAUUCUACAAAGCAGCUGAUCUAUAAUACUCUGGAUCCCCUUUUAGCUGCCUUGGCUGUCGAAGAGCUUGGCUUUGAGCGAUUUCAUGCAUUAAUUCACAAACGAGCAUUCAAAAGCUUCCCUGAACUGAAGGAUGCAGUUUGGGAUCAAUAUUCAGUGUGGACAAACAGAUUUGGAGUAUUGCUCUUCCUAUAUUCUGUGAUACUAACAAAGGGAAUUGAAAACAUAAAAAAUGAAAUUGAAGAUGCAAGUGAGCCAUUGAUAGACCCUGUUUAUGGUCAUGGAAGCCAAAGCUUGAUUAACCUUCUGUUGACGGGGCAUGCUGUUUCUAAUGUGUGGGAUGGAGACCGAGAAUGUUCAGGAAUGAAACUUCUGGGUAUACAUAAACAGGCAACAGUAGGCUUUUUGACAUUGAUGGAGUCUCUGAGAUACUGUAAGGUUGGCUCCUAUUUGAAAUCUCCAAAAGCCCCCAUUUGGAUACUUGGCAGUGAAACACACCUCACAGUCUUUUUUGCAAAGGAUACGGCUCUCGUUGCUCCUGAAGCGCCUUCAGAACAAGCCAGAAGGGUUUUCCAAACGUAUGACCCGGAGGAUAAUGGUUUUAUACCUGACACUCUCCUAGAAGAUGUAAUGAAAGCUCUGGACCUUGUUUCAGAUCCUGAAUACGUAAACCUCAUGAAGACCAAAUUAGACCCAGAAGGACUGGGCAUCAUAUUACUGGGUCCCUUUCUGCAAGAAUUUUUCCCUGAGCAGGACUCUAGGGUUUCAGAGUCAUUCACUGUUUACCAUUACAAUGGACUGAAGCAAUCUAACUAUAAUGAAAAGGUCAUGUACGUAGAAGGCACAGCAGUUGUUAUGGGUUUUGAAGAACCGAUGCUACAGACUGAUGAUACUCCCAUAAAACGCUGCUUGCAAACCAAAUGGCCAUAUAUAGAAUUACUCUGGACCACAGAUCGAUCUCCUUCUUUAAACUGAUGUGUUUCAUAGAUAAACAACAUACUACUAUCGAAUGCUUGAAUGGGGAUAUAAGAAUUGGUAUUUACUUGGAAAGUGGUAUACUUUGACUGUGUGAAGUUAUACACUGGUAUCAUUGACAAAUUGUAAAUAAUGAUUACAGACACUUUUUCAGUGUUAAUUGGAAUAUUUAAUUUUUUAAUCAGAUUGAUUUCUAUUAUAAUAGUUUGUCUCUUUUGGCCACUGUAGUACUGCUGAUGUGAGUUAUCUUAAAAAAAAAAAAAAAACUACUUAUAAAGUCUUAAAAUUAUUUUGCCAUCUCGUGAAGAUUUGAAAAAUGUCUGAUAUUGCAGAAUCUGCAUAUCAGAUCAGAUAUUUAAAAUUUAAAGCAUAAAACACGUUCAGCUUCCUCUGAAUCAUAUAGGCAUGUUUUAUUAUUUAAACAAUAUUGGCUUACAUUACAGUACCAUAAUUUGUGGACUAGACUGGCCUUUGCACUGAAAAUGUUUAAAGGAGUUUGAACUUUCUGCAGUUUUUCCUAAAAUCCAGUUCUACCUAAAGAGCUUGCACAAUGUGAUAUAAAUAAGAUACAUUUCUAGGACUAUUACUAAGUAUAAUUCAUAAAUAUUCUUUCUUGGCAGUUGUAUAUUGCUGUGGCUUUGUUAUCAGGCAUGCUAAAAGUGAAUACAAAAUUUGAAGAAAAAUAGAUAUAUUAAUAUUUAUUUGAAUUUGUAUAAUAGAAAUGUAAAAAAUCAACAGCAGAAAUAAUUUCUUGUUCUAUAAUCUUUAAACUGUUCAAAUUUAUAAUAUUGCCAAAUACCUCUUCUCAAUUUGUCCAAACAGCAGUGUAAGCCAGCUUUAUUGUAUGUGUUAAGUGCAUGAGAACAUCUGUUAUUACAUUAUUAUAUUCCUUUAUUUAUUAUCAACUUGUUAGCUCUAAAAUAAAAUCUUUUCCUCAACUCAUGA